AUGGAAGACCAGUUGUUUAAACUGCCACCGUUCGAGUGUGACAACGUUCCAAUAACGGAACUUAGACAAUCAUGGUUCGAUUACAAGAGACAGUUUGAGUACAUCGCGGCUGCGAUGAGCAAGAAGAGCAAGAAAAGACUCAAAAGCAUCUUCCUGGCUGUCGCUGGUCGUCAACUUCAACGUGUGUAUGAGAGCUUACCCAAUGCUAACCAUGAAACCACUGAAGACGACGGAGAUGAUUUCGAAAAUGUCAUACAACGAUUGGAUAAUUAUUUUGCUCCGAAACGCCACGACACCUUCGAGAGGCACGCAUUUUGGACGCAGAAACCAGUCACCGGCGAGACCCUUGACAAAUUUUUGCUGCGGGCCAAGGUAUUGGCCACUAAAUGUCAGUUUGGAACAACGGAACGAGAAAGCCGCGAUGCAGCCGUGAUUGACAAGAUCGUAAUGCUUGCACCACCUGAAUUGCGACGGAAAAUAUUGGAGAAGCCCAACAUCAACUUGGACGAGCUUACCAACCUCGUCAACACCCACCUUUCUAUUCAACACCAAGUCCGUGAGUUAAACCAACAUGCUUCUAGUGCUGGGAACAUGUUAGAAACCAGUCGUGGCAGUACGUUUGUGAACAAAAUAUCCAAUACUAAUGACAAAUCUCGCUGGACACAAAGCUAUCAAGUUUCCGAUUGUAGCAGAUGUGGCAACAGACCACACAAGCCAGAAGAGAACUGUCCAGCCAAGAACGUCAAGUGUCACAACUGCGAUGCCAUUGGUCAUUUCGCGAAAAAGUGUCGCGGAAGGAUUGAUAAGUCUGGUCCGAAAAAGCGCAAGUCUACAGACUACCAAGAUCAUCGCCGUUUCAAGAAGCCCAAAAUCAACGCUGUCAGCGCCAAUCAGUUGCCUGAAUCACGUGCUGUGAAACCUGAAGCUCAUCCGCAGGACUCCUUCAUAUAUGCAAUCAGCGAUAACCACGACGAGUUGGUUUGGUGUAAGGUCGGUGGCGUGCUCAUCGAAAUGAUGAUCGACUCAGGUAGCAAAUACAACAUUGUUGAUGAAUCAACGUGGCAAUAUAUCCGGAACAAAAAUGCUUUCCUGAAGAAUGGUAUUAUCGAAAAAGUUAAUGGUCCUAGUCCGUGGGUGUCACCUGUUGUAAUAGUCAUAAAAGACAACGGUGACGUGCGGCUGUGCAUCGACAUGCGUCGUGUUAACACUGCGAUCCGGAGAGAGUAUCAUAUGAUACCUACUCUUGAUGAUCUUCUUGCAAGGUUAAAUGGAUCCAUGUGGUUUUCCCGGCUUGACAUCAAAGAUGCGUAUCACCAAGUGGAAUUGCAUGAGUCAAGUCGACACAUCACGACAUUCAUUACGCACCUCGGGAUGUUCCGAUACACAAGGUUAAUGUUCGGAAUCUGCAGCGCGUCCGAACACUUUCAAAGGAUAAUCGAACAGUUAUUGAGCGACUGUCCCAACUCCUUCAACUUUCAAGAUGACAUCUUUAUUUAUGGGAAAACGGAAGCUGAACACGAUGCCGCCUUGCAGCGCGUUCUACAUACCCUGGAAGCCCACAACGUGGUACUAAAUACGAAGAAGUGCAAAUUCAAGGUAUCGGAGACGGAAUUUCUAGGGCACGAUAUCUCCCAACACGGCGUUAAACCAACGGAAGAUAAAAUAAUGGCCGUGCAGCAGUUCAGGUCACCCAGAUCUGCGGAGGAGGUACGCAGUUUUCUUGGUCUUGUUGGCUACGUAGGAAGGUUCAUCCCCGAUUUGGCUACCAAGACAUUCCAUCUUCGACAGCUGACUGUUACCGGACAGAAAUUCGACUGGUCGUCGAAGCACGAUAUUGCGUUCCAAAAUCUCAAGCAGGCAGUAUGCUCCGCUCCAGUACUAGGAUUUUUCGAUAAUAACCGACGAACUAGAGUAGUCGCAGAUGCGUCACCAGUGGGUUUAGGAGCAGUCCUACUGCAGUUUGAAGAUGAAUGCGAUGAUAAGCUGUUGGAAAUCAUAGCAAUCGUAUGA
Aedes albopictus (Asian tiger mosquito) is the source of this 2010-nucleotide messenger RNA. RefSeq lists its product as uncharacterized. Gene Ontology annotation, molecular function: nucleic acid binding; zinc ion binding. The record is from RefSeq and is a predicted model, not a curated record. The coding region runs from base 1 to 2010 and encodes 669 amino acids. The transcript has 3 exons. Lineage: Eukaryota; Metazoa; Arthropoda; Insecta; Diptera; Culicidae.